AUGGUGUUUUAUCCCCCUUCCUGGGCGCCCAAGCUCAAUGACAACGACAUUCCAGACGAUAUUUCCUUGGGUGAAUUUGUCUUCAAUGACAAGUAUCGCCCCCAUAAAUGUGACGCCUCUCCUGCUCCCUUUAUCAACAGCAUUGAUGGCGCCGCAUACAGUGUCCACGAGACUCAAGAACGAAUUGAAUGGCUAGCGGCAGGACUCGCAAGCGAAUUGGGAAUUCAAGAUGGGCAAGGCGACGAGUGGGAUCGUGUGGUCAGCAUAUUUGCGGUCAACAAUAUCUACAACCCCUUGCUCUCAUGGGCAAUUCAUCGCUUCAAUGGUGUAGUGGCCCCGGUCAAUGCGGCAUUCCAGGCAUCGGAACUCGCAUAUCAGCUUAAGGACUCGAGAUCAAAAUGCCUAUUCACCAGUGCAUCUCAUCUAGAGACAGCACUUGAAGCGGCCAAGAUAGCGGGAAUACCUGCAUCUCAAGUCUUUCUUCUCCCUAUCCCAGGUUACUCAACUCCUCCACCGUCAUUGAGUAAUCAUGAGUGCCCCAGCUUGAACGAUCUGCUUGAGGCAGGGCGUCUCCUCCCAGCUCUGCCUCGGAUAGCAUGGUCCAAGGGUCAGGGCCGAAAGCAGGCUGCGUACAUCUGCUACUCAUCUGGCACGUCUGGUCCCCCUAAAGGAGUCGUCAUAUCCCACUACAACAUCAUCGCCAACAUCCUGCAGAAUACUCUCUUUGAGCUGCAUCUCCGACCCGGCAGUCAGCGAGAAAUCAUGACUGGUGUUCUACCGCAGUCACAUAUCUACUCCAUCGUCUUGGGUAUCCACGUCCCCGCAUUUCGCGGUGAUACAGUGGUAGUCAUGCCCAAGUUCGACCUGAUGAGCUUUGUCCAAGCUGUCAAGACAUACAAGGUGACCAUGCUCUACGUCGUCCCACCCAUUCUCAUAGAGAUGGCGAAGCAGACGGCGGUGGCGAAGGACCCGUCGUUCUUCGAACUACCCUCGGUCAGGAGAAUAUUCUGUGGCGCUGCACCCUUGUCGGAAGAGCUCACGGUGCAGAUCCGCGAUAUUUACCCGGGAGUUCUCCUUGGUCAAGGGUAUGGCAUGACGGAGGCGCCUACUGUGAUCGCCUCGCACCCGGCAGAAGUGUACGACGGCUCCGCUGGCUGUCUCAUCACGGGUAUGGAGGCCCGAGUCAUGGAUGCCGAGGGCCGCGAGGUCACCGAGUUCGAUACACCCGGCGAGCUCUUCGUGAGGGGUCCCAACAUUGCGCUUGGGUACUACAAGAACGAGAAGGCGACGGAGGAGACUUUCAGCAAUGGGUGGCUCCGAACUGGCGAUGAAGUCGAGUUCCGCUUGCAUCCAAAGACCAAAGAUGCUCACCUCUUCAUCGUUGAUCGUGUCAAGGAGCUGAUCAAGGUCUCCGGAUUUCAAGUUGCGCCGGCGGAGCUGGAGGGUCAUCUGCUAGCGCACUCCCUGGUUGCGGACUGCGCGGUCAUUCCGGUCCCUAGUGAGAGGUCAGGCGAAGUUCCCAAGGCCUUGGUAGUGCUGAAGGAGUCUGCUGGUGUCAGCCACGCAGCUGCAGAGCAGGAACUUCUGAGCUGGGUUGCCCAGCAUAAGUCAAAGGCCAAACACCUCCGGGGCGGGAUAGAAUUCCUCCAAGAAAUCCCAAAGAGCCCGAGUGGCAAGAUUCUCAGGCGGCUGUUGAGAGACAGGGAGCGAAAGCGGCUUGUGGAGCACAGACCGCGGUUGUGA
Messenger RNA from Thyridium curvatum, 1743 nucleotides. RefSeq lists its product as uncharacterized. The record is from RefSeq and is a predicted model, not a curated record. The transcript has 2 exons. NCBI's taxonomy places the organism in Eukaryota, Fungi, Ascomycota, Sordariomycetes, Thyridiales, Thyridiaceae. Bases 1 to 1743 code for a protein of 580 amino acids. Gene Ontology annotation, molecular function: CoA-ligase activity.